AUGCAUCUUCUUUGCCUGCUCUUGCUAGUCUGUCCCGUAUUGUCGAAACUAGUCGACAUCCCCAACUCCGACCCCUCCUGGCAAGACAUCACCCAGGUCAUUGUCUCAAACAUCACCAUCGUCGACUCUCACUCUCCAUCUCUCGCUGUUCAAAUAGGCACCCAAGAAGAAUACUCCCGUCUCCAAGAUCGCCUAAGUCGCACAGCCGGAACAUGGAACACCUCCCACCCACGCUACCGCCUCCUCAUGGCCCUCUACGGCUUCACCCGGUACAAAGAGCGCAAUCUAGCCGAAGUAAAGCGCUGGCGAGAUCUAUACAAGCACGUCCCAAAGGAGCAGAAAAAGCUAAUUGAAAAGACGGUUGCGUACACAAAGAAACUCAACACCGUCGAGCACCUAUUCGAGCACAAUGAUAUCCUUGCACAAGAUAUCGUCCGCGUUGGAAUGGACUUCUACGGCAUUGAGCAGAGCGAGCUCGAUGCCUUCAUUGCGGAGAUGGAGAAGGAGAAGAAGAGUCCCGACCGCACGAGCGUCGUCCAGGCAAUGAAGCACUUUGUCCGCGAUUGGUCGGACGAAGGACUCUUUGAGCGGGAGGGCGCGUUUGCAUGUCUCCUCGAUAACCUCGCGAGUUUCGAUCGUCAGAAGCCGCUGAAGGUCCUUGUCCCCGGCGCCGGGGCUGGACGGUUGGGAUACGAGAUUGACGCGCUGGGAGGCUUCGACGUGACGAUUAACGAAUGGUCCGCCUACAUGAACCUGGUCCACCGCUACGCCAUCCAAAUCACGCAGCCGAACAGUCUCACUUAUUACCCGUAUAUUGACUGGUGGUCGCACCACGCCAGCACAGCAGACAUGCAGCGCGGGAUCUCCUUCCCGGACAUCGCGAUUCCACACUCCCAGUCAACCAGGGACAGUGGGGUGGUGAUGGUCGAAGGCGACUUUACAAGCGUGUUCCCGCCCUCAGAAUCAGGAAGCUACGAUAUCCUCGUCACAUUCUUCUUCAUCGACACAGCGCGGAACCUCAUGUCCUACCUGCAGACUAUCCACGCCCUCCUGAAACCCGGCGGGACGUGGAUUAACCUUGGCCCGUUGUUGUAUGGGACGGGUCCGUGGCUGCAGCUCUCGCUUGAUGAGAUUGUUGCGCUGAGUGAGGCGUUGGGGUUUGAGUUUGAGGGAUUGAGGCUGGGCCAGGAUAAAGAUGGGGAUGUUUGUGGAAGAAUAACGCAGGGAGAGGGGAUAGAUGGGAAGGUUAAGAGUUUGUAUGUCCCCUAUGGCCAGAAUCGGAGGGGGCUUAGUCGGAAUGCGUACGAGGCGCAGUUUUGGAGGGCGAGGAGGGUGUAG
Aspergillus mulundensis is the source of this 1338-nucleotide messenger RNA. RefSeq lists its product as uncharacterized. Lineage: Eukaryota; Fungi; Ascomycota; Eurotiomycetes; Eurotiales; Aspergillaceae. The coding region runs from base 1 to 1338 and encodes 445 amino acids. Gene Ontology annotation, molecular function: S-adenosylmethionine-dependent methyltransferase activity. The record is from RefSeq and is a predicted model, not a curated record. The transcript has 2 exons.